CUGCUGGCUCAAUGCUUAGCUGUGGUGGCUAGUAGCUUUUAGCCUUUUCCAUCUAUGUUGUCAGAGUCGCAAAAAAUAAAGAAGUAACAAGAAGUGUGCAAACGACCGACCAAAGUUCAUGGUGACGAUGGUUGUGAAUCUUUGUCUGCCUCACUUUUGUACAACCGCUCAUUGCAACAAGGUGUGUGCAGAUGGCUAUGAUGUUACAAACCUCGUGUCAGCAGACCCAGCAGUCAGGAGGCGGGGCUUCAAGCUGGAGUACUUCCUCCGACCGCCUGUACAGGUGACGUUGCAGUUCGGUUUCCAGGUGGAGCUGUGCAGGGUGGACGUGGAGCUGUGGCCCUGGGGCAUGGACCGAGGUCAGGCCUGCAAGAGACUGGAGAUCAGCACCAGUUCUGAUCCACUUCUUCCCUCCUCUGACCACAAACCGGUUCUGACAAGUGAUCAUGUGAAGACGGGGGCAAAGCACCCAAACACUCACAACUCAGAGAAACAUCGAAAUCGUGACAGUAAAUCUCACCCGUGGAGCGUUCAGGCCCAGCAGUGGGGUGAAGAGGCCGCCAGUGACUCUCAGCUAAGAGCGCAUGUGUUCAAGUCUCAGUCAAACCCUGAAUCCAACGGUUCAACUCCCGAAUUUAAACUGGUAGCCCGGUGUGAGCUGAGGGAAGAAACUCAAGUCUGCUUCACUCGUUCAAAUUUUCGCCCACGUGCCCCAUUUCUUUCCCCGCCUCCUCCGCGACACGCACACUCUCGCCACGAGGAGCUGUGGAGCCGGGGCGUGCUCUCGCUGGAUGCUGUCACGCAGCUCCGUGUGACCGUGCCGUUUGGCGGGGCAGCGUCGUCUCUGGGACUGAAGGCUUUGACCGUGUGGGGGCAGCCUGCUCGCCGCUGCUCUGCCGAGCAAGUGGAGUGGGUUAAACGAGUCCACCAGGCCAGCGAGCCACGUCUGAGACAACCGGCCUUUUUCACAUCAUCUGUUAAAGAAACCUCACAACCACCGCAAGCUCCUUCAAAUCUUUCCAUCCCGGACGAAUUCCUUGACCCAAUCACACAGGAGGUGAUGGCGCUGCCACUGCUGCUGCCCUGUGGCGUUUCGGUGGACAACGCCACUCUGGAGGAGUACCAGAAGAGGGAGGCCACCUGGGGUCGGCCCCCAAACGACCCCUUCACCGGAGUCCCGUUCACGUCGUCCUCCCAGCCGCUGCCCAACCCCCAGCUGAAAAGCCGCAUCGACCACUUCCUGCUACAGAGUGGGAUGAUGAAGAAGGAAGGGAUGCUGGGAAGACAAGAUCAAGGAGAGAAUCCACAGGCCUCCAGACUCGUAGAAUCCAAACCACACGGACCACCGCAGAUCUCUUCAUGUCUUGCUGAAUGUUCAGAAAACAGGACUGCAGUACCACAUCUUGCUGAUGUCGACAAUUACAACAGGACUGUGCAAACAGAAAAUUACAGAUCGGGACUUUCAAUAGAUACGGAUAAUGAUUUAUCUAACAUCCAGACUCUGAACAAAAGCAGAAAAUCAGAGGUAAACAAAGGAAAGAAACGAGUUCUCACUGAAACUUCCACAGAAUCUACAGAAAUGUUAAUCGCUGGAGAUCAACAAACAAAAAAAACAAGAGCAGAUUCAGUUUCUGCGCCCAGCUACAGCUCUCACGAGCAGCGCUUGUCGUCCAGUCUGGACGAGGCCCUCUCCUCGGCCCUACAGGGCCGGCCCUCCUUCACUUCAAACCUGCUGCAACGGAAGCCAGUCGACUCCGAAUCACAGACCACCACACCGCAGAACCCCAGUUCAAGCUUGUCAAGCCCGUCUGCAGCAGGCGAGAAGACGUGCGCGUCCUGUUCCCGCUCCGUCUCUGUUUACUCUACAACAGCAUUGUCUGUCUACCGCCUGACGUGCGGCCACUUGCUGUGCCGCUCCUGCCUGCAGAUGAAAUCAAAACAAGGAAACUCGCUCUCUGUGGCAACAUCCAAUCACAUCCUGUGUCCGACCUGCCAGCGCUCGACCCCACACAGCGCCAUCAUCCGCGUGCAUCACUGACGGGAGGCACAGAAGAGACCAACCAACGCACAAAAUGUACCACAUUUUACAACAAGAUGUUAUUUCUGAAUGAAAAAAUAAAUGUACACACAAUUUUCAACACAUGGAGUGUUUUGUUUAAUUUUUUUACUCCUGUUGAUACCUUGAUUCUCUUUUAUUUCAUUUCAUAUUUGUCAUAUUGUCUUGGAAUUUAUUUCUAAAUCGUACUUGUCUCACCACAUUCCCAAUCAUUAAUCUUUGUCUCAUGUUUUAGAGUGUUGUAUUUUUAUGCAUUGUCCAACGUGCCUGUGUUAAAAUUAACUCGGUUGUUGUGAUUUGUACACCUUUCAGCUUUCUUGAACCCACGUCAUGAAAUCAGAUCACAAUAACAUGGCUCAAACAUGUUCACAAUUAAGAA
Molecule: messenger RNA, 2435 nt
Organism: Salarias fasciatus (jewelled blenny)
Lineage: Eukaryota; Metazoa; Chordata; Actinopteri; Blenniiformes; Blenniidae
Gene: ubox5
Product: U-box domain containing 5
Exons: 7
Coding region: 119-2038 (639 amino acids)
Biological process (GO): protein polyubiquitination
Cellular component (GO): nucleus
Molecular function (GO): ubiquitin protein ligase binding; ubiquitin-ubiquitin ligase activity
Source: RefSeq, a predicted model, not a curated record